Molecule: messenger RNA, 1755 nt
Organism: Medicago truncatula (barrel medic)
Lineage: Eukaryota; Viridiplantae; Streptophyta; Magnoliopsida; Fabales; Fabaceae
Product: glucan endo-1,3-beta-glucosidase 9
Biological process (GO): carbohydrate metabolic process
Molecular function (GO): hydrolase activity, hydrolyzing O-glycosyl compounds
Source: RefSeq, a predicted model, not a curated record
ACACCAACAAAAGUACCACAAAAACAACCAAACAUUUUACAGUUUCCUAAAAAGAACCCCAAACUCACUUCAACAAUGUCCACUGUUUCUUCCUUCAUCACAUUCACCUUCUUUUUCUUCACCAUUUUCAACAUAGCUUCUAUCUCUGAAGCUAUAGGUGUGAACUGGGGAACCAUGGCUUCACACCCACUACCACCCAUAAAAGUAGUGAAGCUUUUGAAGUCCAACAACAUCAACAAAGUGAAACUGUUUGAUGCAAAACCUGAUGUUCUUCAAGCACUUUCUGGGUCUAACAUUGGUGUCACUGUUGGUAUUCCUAAUGCUUUUCUCAAAAGCUUGAAUUCUUCUAGAAAAGUUGCUGAUACUUGGGUUCAUGAUAAUGUUACUCGCUAUGUUUCUAAUGGUGCUAAAAUUGAAUAUGUUGCUGUUGGUGAUGAACCAUUUCUUAAAAGUUAUGGCGAACAAUUUCAUCCCUUCACGGUUGGUGCUGCUAUGAACAUUCAAGCUGCUUUAAAAAAAGCAAAAUUGGACAACAAAAUGAAAGUUGUUGUUCCAUGCAGCUUUGAUAGUUUUGAGUCAGGAUCCAACUCGUCCACCGAAGUGCAUUUCAGGUCUGACAUCAACAAAACCAUGAUCGAGCUACUCACAUUUCUCGACAAGCACGAAUCACCUUUCUUUGUGACCAUUUCUCCAUUUCUAACCUUCCUUCAGACCAAAAACAUUUCACUUGAUUUUUCACUCUUCAAAGAAACUGCACACCCUCAUAAACUUGGCCACAAAACAUACAAAAACAGCUUUGAUAUGAGCUACGAUACAGUGAUCACUGUUUUAUCAAAAGUAGGAUUUCCUAAUAUGGAAAUUGUUGUUUCAAAGAUUGGUUGGCCGACCGAUGGAGCUGCCAACGCAACCUCGUACCUAGCCGAAACCUUCAUGAAAGGCCUAAUGAACCACCUUCAUAGCAACUUGGGAACACCACAUCGGCCACCACAUGAAACAUACAUAUAUAGCCUUCUCGACGAGGAUCAAAGGAGCAUUACUGCUGGAGAUUUCGAAAGGCAUUGGGGUUUAUUCACCUUUGAUGGCCAAUCAAAAUACCACGUAGAUCUUGGCCAGGGUUCAAAGAGCCUAGUGAAUGCUCAAAAUGUUGAGUAUCUUUCUUCCAAGUGGUGUGUUGUGAACAACAAUGAAGACUUGUCUAAUGCAACUGCAAAAGCUUUAGAAGCUUGCGCAAAUGCUGAUUGCACUGCACUAUCUUCUGGUGGAUCUUGCUUUAACAUCACAUGGCCUAGUAAUAUAUCAUAUGCUUUUAAUAGUUAUUAUCAGGAGCAUGAUCAGAAAGCUGAAAGUUGCGACUUUGGGGUUGGAUUAAUCACAACUGUUGAUCCGUCAGAUGAUCGUUGCAGGUUUCCGAUUGAGAUUCACACUUCUAAUGUAGAACUUUACAGGGUGUGUAGUUUUCAGUGGUUGAUUUUACUAGUAACAAUCCUCUUGGCAUCUUUGGAGGUUUGACUUAAGUAAAUUUUAGGAUCAUUUUUGCAGAUAAUUUACUGCAUUAAUUUUGUUGUAGAUGUGUAUUAGUGAAUUAAAAUGGUUAGGUCUUCCUAGAGUUAAUUUAUUUGUGAAAUUAAAGUAUUAGGGCUAUCACUUUGGUUUGCCUGUUUCAUGGUUAUUAACUGCAUGUGAUUGAACAUGAGACUACGAUUUCCUGAAAUUGAGAUGUACUAGUUCUUAAAGAAGGCUCUGUUGAUUGUUAAA